AUUGCUUUCCCUCCCAUGGCCUCGAGUAAAGAAAGCAAUUCUCAAGGUUUAGGGGACGUGGGUGGGACACAGGAUUAAAAGCACUAUCCUAGGCCCCCAAGUCUGCUAAUGUACCUCCCAUCUAUCUUCAGAGGAACGGGAAGUGGCCUGAGAGGAGCAAAACUUCUAUUGUGCCAUGAAUGCCUUGAGCAAUCUGGUCAAACUUAGGGACUCCUUGGAAUCAUGUUUCUAAAUGAACUAAAUACAACAUUUGGGGUUACAGAGACACCAACUCUACUGAAAUACAGUUUCAGUGGGGCGGGGGAGGUGGGGGGUCCAAAGCCCUAGGUUAAGAACUCCUACUAGAGUGUAUGGCAUGGAAGCAAGAAUAAGUGAAAAGAAAGCAGAGUGAGGGUGGAGAGAUUAAGAAAUGUGUUCUCACACUCAUACAAGGCCCUAAAUGAGAAGAUGAUCUAGAGCCUGAGCGCAUCCGGGGGAAGACUUUCUUAAGUACAAGGAUAAGCUGUAAGAAGCCUGUAGGAAUCCUCUCCCACCUACGACCCAUCUCAUAUUUCCUUGCAGGGCUCAGAUAAUCAAGAAACAAUGUCGAGUGAUGAUAAAAGUAAAUCAAAUGACCCCAAGACUGAGCCCAAGAACUGCGAUCCCAAGUGUGAACAAAAGUGUGAGUCCAAAUGCCAGCCCAGCUGUUUAAAGAAGCUGCUGCAACGCUGCUCUGAAAAGUGCCCACGGGAAAAGUGUCCAGCACCACCCAAGUGCCCGCCCUGCCCCUCGGCGUCCCCUUCAUCCUGCCCUCCCAAGCCCUGCGCCAAGCCCUGUCCUCCUAAAUGCCCUUCUUCCUGCCCACCUCCCUGCCCUCCCCCAGAGUGAGGCACUGUGGGCAUUACCCAACCCCACUACCACUGCCACCUCCACCAUGUACAACGCUGUGGGGCUGGGGACUGAAGCCAUGAACUGACAAGUAAACGUGUUCCUCUGCUGUGCAAGACUUCUCCUGGUGUUUUGGUGGGUCUCGAUUUGUUUUGUUUGUUGUUUUACAGCACUAAACCACCAACAAGCAAUCCCUGAGAAGUGAGGCUAGAACCCUGCACUCUCAACCACCUCUGAGAACUGACUUUCCCUCUCACCCAACCUGCUGCUUAGAAGCAGGUGCCCACCUCUGAAAGGUGUACCCAGGGAAUGCCAGGCCCUGUUACAGCAAAGCCUGAGAGAUCCAUAAAUAUGGUUGCAGCUGUGAAAGUGUCCAACCCCGGGAAGCAGAAAGGAGAGGGUAUGAGGGAGAAAGAGGAGUAGAACAUUGGUGAAAGGUCCAGGAAGGCUCAGGAAAAGGCAUUGUACUACGUUCCUGUUAGUCCUGUUGCAUAAUGUUUAUGCAGAAGGGCUCCCAGUAGAGGCUGCCUGGGUUUAAUGAAACUCUAUCUCUGCUCCCUAACACCUUGUAACCUUAAGCAAGUUGCUUAACUUCUUUGUGUCUGUUUCCUUCUCUUUGCAAAAGGAAUGAUGAUGCUAACAGUACUGCUGUUAUGGAGUUGUUGUGAGGCUAAAGAAUUAACAAAUGCCAGGCCAGGCGCGGUAGCUCAUGCUUGUAAUCCUAGCACUUUGGGAG
Messenger RNA from Chlorocebus sabaeus (green monkey), 1603 nucleotides. NCBI's taxonomy places the organism in Eukaryota, Metazoa, Chordata, Mammalia, Primates, Cercopithecidae. The record is from RefSeq and is a predicted model, not a curated record.